This is a messenger RNA of Entamoeba invadens IP1, 87 nucleotides long. RefSeq lists its product as hypothetical. Lineage: Eukaryota; Evosea; Mastigamoebida; Endamoebidae. The transcript has a single exon. The record is from RefSeq and is a predicted model, not a curated record. The annotation marks the transcript as partial.
AUGGGGACGCACAAACAGUGGCUGAAAAAUGGACUUCCUUCAAAAAACACUCGCGGCAAAUACUUUGUUAAGUUGGUGGUGAAACAA